CUCCAGCCGCAGAACCUGGCCGCGUCGACGCCGCGUCAUAGUGCGGCCCGGAGGCCACGCCUCUGCUGCCGCAGCCGCACAGCAGCGCCAUGCAGGUGUCAGUGCGGAAGCGGACGACGAGGAGGUGGACGUGCAGGCGGUGGAGGAGGAGGGCGCGGUGGCGACAAACACCAGCAGAGACUGCGCGAAGCCGGCGCCCGGCGUUGAGGGGGCCACUCGCCAUUAGCUAGGCUCUGCCGCUCCUACCGCAGUCGCCGCAGUCGCUGCCGGCGCAGCGCACAGCGGCAGCGGCCUGCAUACCGGCGGCGGCGCGGGCGGCUAUGUCAGCGUUGGCGGCGGCGGCGGCGGCGGAGGCAUAGGCGCUGUGCCAAGUACGGCGUCGCUCCUUGUCCCGCCCCAUUAUCCCCGCCAGCUCCCUUCACCUGCUGUCGCUGUCUGCCGGCAAUGCCCAUCUCGCCCUGCUGCUGCGCCGCGCCGCCGCAGCCCGCCGGCCUCUCGGGCGUCGGCGGCACCUGUCGCGCCUUCGCUGCAAGCGAUUAGCAGCAAUAGCCGCGUCCGCUGUCGAAGCCUCAGCCGUCCUCGGCGUCUGGCGGAGGCAUCAGCGGCGUUGUGCACCCCUGGUGUGCAUCUACCACAGCCGCGGCCAAGCGCACGGCCACGGCCUAGGUCGUGGACACGCCAGCGCCGCCGCCGCAGUUCGGCGACAAGGCCGACACGCCGCAGUCACUGCCCGUGUCGUGCCCCCACCCCCCGCGUCAUGUUCCGCAAGAUGGUCUACCGUCUACCACUUCCUUAACUAAUCAUGAAUGCUCUGGAGAUCGUGGUUCGUCCCGCGGUGGACAGCGUGGAGGCCGCGCUGGAUCGCAUCAAGAUGAACAUGAACCUCAAGUUUGCGGACUGGGGGCUGCCCUGCCCCAUCACAGGACAGCCGGGCGCAGUGGCGCACGCGGCGGCGGCGGCGGCGGGCGGCCAGCAUGCGGCCAGCGGCAGCUUGUGAGCGCAGCGGUGUUGGGCGUGCGGUAUGUGUGGAGUGCUGAGAAUGAGGGGGCGGAGCAGGAUAGCGUGAGUAGGCCCGUGUACAAGAGCCGCCCAGGGCAGGAGUCUCCCGUCGGCGCGGAGAAUUGCAAGCAGCUGUGGGCGCAACAAAUAAAGAGAGGAUGGCUACGUGGCAACGCGAUGGCGCCGGCAGAUAGACCUCUGGAGGCAGCUGCUAUGGGCCCUUUGGCACCCAAACAGCGUGGUACGCGUAUCAGGGACUGCUGAGCUAGCAGGGCCACGUUUGGUGUGCCGUGUGGGACUGAUAAGGGUUGCAAGCAAGUGUGCGAGGAGUAUAGGUACGUACGCAUUUGGCGCUACCCGUGGCGGUGAUUGCUUCUGGUGUAUGCCUGUUCGUGUCGCACUGUCGCGGUGACUGAACCCGAUGUAGGGCGGGGGCUGAGCACAUCAGGCUAGACUCCGUUAGAAGCUGGCGGAGGGGAGUAUGCAGCAGCAGGCGCAAGCUGGCACUGAAUGGCGUGCGUGAGCAGCUCGGGGGAGUCAAGAAAGCUAGCUGGCUUUCGCUGGCAUCCAUCCCGCUGACGUUUCCAGUGAGGCAGAAGGCGCGUGGGCGUAAACGUGUAACAGAAUGCUGAG
This is a messenger RNA of Chlamydomonas reinhardtii, 1632 nucleotides long. RefSeq lists its product as uncharacterized. The coding region runs from base 803 to 997 and encodes 64 amino acids. The record is from RefSeq and is a predicted model, not a curated record. NCBI's taxonomy places the organism in Eukaryota, Viridiplantae, Chlorophyta, Chlorophyceae, Chlamydomonadales, Chlamydomonadaceae. The transcript has 5 exons.